AUGACAUCUUUCAGUGGAUUAGGUAUUGGUUUGAGCCUAGUUUUCGGGUGCCUCCUCUUGGCACUUGUUGCAGAGCUUUACUACUUGCUAUGGUGGAAGAAGAGAAUCACCAACAGAGAGAUUGAAGAAGAUUACAGCAACCAUGCAAAGGAGCUCUUUCAAUUUAGUUGCUGGAAAAAACCCUCUUCUUUGCAGACCAACAGUAACUCUCAGGAGAAUGUUAGAGAACCAGAUGCGAAUCAUAGCAGUAGUGAAUCAGAUUUAGAACUGGGGUCUAGCAAGGAUUUGCUGCUCAAGCUCAAUGGAGAAGAGAAUGUGGAAAUAUCAGAGCUCAUGAGGCUGCAUAAUCUUGCUGGCCCACCUAGAUUUCUCUUCACAAUCAACGAGGAGACAAAGGAGGAUUUGGAAUCUGAAGACGGGAAAUCGAGAGGUGAUAGAAGUAGAAAAGGGUCAAGAACAAGAAGCUUGAGUGAUCUUAUUUUGUCUGUAGACACCCCAUACCUUUCCCCUUUGCCCUCCCCAUCAUUAAAGUCUUCACCUUUGAGCUCUUUGGACUCUUACAAACACCAUGGAUUCAACCCUCUCUUUGAAUCAUCAACAGAAGCUGAGCUGAGCAAGUUGAGAUCUUCUCCCCCUCCGAAGUUCAAGUUUUUAAGGGAUGCAGAGGAGAAAUUGUUCAGAAGACUGAUGGAAGAAGCUGAGAAAAGGGCAGCUAAAAAUUGUGGGUCUGCUCAGGAUUUUGGGGUUAAAGCUACACCCAAUUCAACAAUGGCAACAGAAGAGAAAGAUGGGUCUUUUGUAAGACUGGUUGUUGGUAAGAGCAAGGAAAACCAGAGAGAGCAUCAUCACCAAAAUCUACCACAAAAUCCUCCAAGCUCUUCCAAGGUACUUCCACUGGCUUCUUCUCCUACAAUGUUCAAAUCCACUUGA
Molecule: messenger RNA, 930 nt
Organism: Prunus armeniaca (apricot)
Lineage: Eukaryota; Viridiplantae; Streptophyta; Magnoliopsida; Rosales; Rosaceae
Source: the annotation of a GenBank genome assembly